Anguilla rostrata (American eel) is the source of this 1609-nucleotide messenger RNA. RefSeq lists its product as uncharacterized. The transcript is spliced from 4 exons. NCBI's taxonomy places the organism in Eukaryota, Metazoa, Chordata, Actinopteri, Anguilliformes, Anguillidae. The record is from RefSeq and is a predicted model, not a curated record. Bases 332 to 1330 code for a protein of 332 amino acids.
UCAAAGGGGUUUUCUUUAGAAAGGUAGUGUGUGGCGGUGGGACUGGCCAUUUAGAAUUUUAUAAACAAGACACAUGACUGUGCUUAUUACAGUAUUUUAGCAAGUUCUGACUUCUUAGAACAUUGCAGUGGUGACAACUAUUUCGCUUUCUGUCCGGGCUCUUAAGGGUUUAUUUGCACACAGACUCAAUGCAUCUCAGUGUGGUUUUGCUUGCUUGCACCCAGCUUGUCAGGUAAUGUGGCAGAUGAGGUCCUUCCUAGCCAUUUCCUGUAAAGUAUACCGCUGUGAAUAGGCUAGACACUAGUAAGAACAGCUGCAUAGAGCAUCAGCCAUGGCAAUGGUACUGUUGUGGACCGUGUUGUGGAUGUCAGGAUACUGUCAUCUACUUUCAGCUGAGGUGUUGGUACAGUACAAAUACUUCCUUUCUGGGGAGGGACAGGGGGUUUCUCUACAAGCCCCUGCUGAGACCAAUGGGACAGAAUUAAUCUGGGAGUGGACGUCACAUGAUGGAAGCUACACAAACACUCGGAUAAUAACUAUACAGUCUACGUGGAAUUAUUCAUGGAAUUUGCCAAAGGCAAAGGAGUCUAUUUCAAAGGAAAGAACGUAUGACAUCAUUCUCAGACCAGAGUUACAAAAUGCAGGAGUUUUUACUUUUAUUCAAACUAAACCAGAGAAAAUGAAAAUGGCCCAGUUUGAGGUGUUUGCUGUAAAAGUGGAACCAUCUCGCUGGUCCAGUGUAAAAGAAGGUUCUGAUGUGAUCAGGAGCUGUGAAGUAUCACACCUUCCAGAUUCAGCUACACUGGACUGGGAAAGGGACAGAGAACCUACUGCUAACACAACGCUGAUCUACAACAACACUGCCCACAUCAUCAUCCACAGUGCUGACCGAUACAGUGAGGGAACGUAUAACUGCACACUCAGAUGGAACGGAGCACUUAUUUUCAGCAUUCCCAGGACACUUCAAGUCUACAAGGGUACAUAUGGCCCACAGCACACUCUGUACAGAGGGAGUUUGAACAGCAGUGAGGUGAUGCUAAUCUGCCGUUCUCCAGCCUCAUACAGAGCAGAAUAUUGGCAAUGGGAGCCAUCAUCUAGAACAAAUGCAAUCAUUGUGGCCUCAGCUGAUAAAUAUAAGAAUGCUUCGAUUUCCAUGGAGGUAGAUAAAGAGAGAUUCUCAUCUGAGCGCUACGAUGGAUCUAAUUUCCCUCUGAGAAUCUCACCAGUGAAGUUUGGAGACAGUGGAAGGUACUUAUGUUUCUGUGGACCCUACCCGAUAACCUCAGUAACUCUGGUAACUGUUCAGGGUAAGUCUGCACUUCAGGUUUAGCUUAUGCAGCAUGUAUCAUAAUUAAUUAUGUAUUAUUGGGUGGCAGUGUAGUACAAUGGGUAAGGAGCUGGUCUUGUAACCUAAAGAUCACAGGAUCAGUUCCCAUGUUGGACACUGCUGUUCUACCCUUGAGCAAGGUACUUAACCUGCAUUGCUUCAGUAUAUAUCCAGCUGUAUAAACUCUUUGUUAUAAAUUGUGUAAGUCGCUCUGGAUAAGAUGCCUGAAUGUAAUUAUUCUUACAGAAUUUACAGGACUGAAUAAAUAACAGUAUACUUAAA